Messenger RNA from Cylicocyclus nassatus, 471 nucleotides. The record is from the annotation of a GenBank genome assembly. NCBI's taxonomy places the organism in Eukaryota, Metazoa, Nematoda, Chromadorea, Rhabditida, Strongylidae.
AUGCUCGUAAUUUUCCACCUUUCCGCCACCGUUCCUAACCCUUGUAAGUGCCGCACCAAAAGGACUUUGGAAGCUUACUGCAAUAGCACUAUGGUGGCCAAAGUAGACGUCUUAAAUACUACUCUCACGAAAAACGGUACGCUUUUCAAAGUGUUCAGACGAUACGAGGAUGAUUUUGUUCUUAGUCCGCCCCAUAUUCCUUUGCCCUUCUACUUCACUAUUCCUACGGAGUGCCUUGAGUCGAGAGAGUAUUCGGUUGGAGAUCAGCUAUGGAUAGGAGGCUACUUCACAAAUGAGACUUUCUCAGUUAGACCGUGCCUAUUUGCCAUAAAAUUAGGAAGGGUGGAGCUUCUAUUUGUUUUUCAGAAAGUUUUUAAUGGUUCAGAACUGUGUAAAAUUUAUACCGAAUUCGAAGAGGAGGAGAAGAAAAUGAAAGAAAUGGGGAUUAUUGAUGAUACUGAGUAUGAUUAA